Messenger RNA from Bactrocera tryoni, 1869 nucleotides. RefSeq lists its product as uncharacterized. NCBI's taxonomy places the organism in Eukaryota, Metazoa, Arthropoda, Insecta, Diptera, Tephritidae. The coding region runs from base 40 to 1818 and encodes 592 amino acids. The record is from RefSeq and is a predicted model, not a curated record. The transcript is spliced from 6 exons.
CCGCCGAUGGACAAAGUUAACAAGUGGUAAUAUCAACUGAUGAAAAAAUGUAUUUUCAGAUUCAAAGCUACACAUACAAAUUUAGUUUUUCCAGUACUUGCAUUUACCAGUUAUUACAUCUUUACGCGAAUGUCUUCAUAUUCUUUUCGUGGUGCAGUCAAAACAUGGAUUCCCCGUGAGGAGGAGCAAACUGCGCCACACACCGCAACAGAUUCCCAACAGCUACAACUCAGUAAGUCUGCACAACAGCUGUACUCAGAUCCCGCCAAUGAUAAAUGGUCUGUAAAACAACUUAUGCGUCUUCUACGCCUCUAUGGUGCGCAUCAAUGUCUUUGGGACACACGUCAUCCUGACAAUAGAAAUCGCAAAUUUCGUAAAGCAGCGCUUAUUGAUAUUACAGCGGCUAUGGGGGAGGGUAAUACAUGUUCACAGGUCUUGCAAAAGAUCAAUGUCUUGCGUGCCACUUAUAGAUACGAGAAACGGCGCAUUAAACAGCGCAUACGCAGAGGCAUAGGCGCCAAAACGAAACUCAGGUGGUUCGCAUUAGCCGAUUCCUUCCUGAGGAAUGUGCCUAGGUCCGAGAUAAAAAAAAAGAAAGAGGAUGCUGAUACUGACUCAGAUUUAGAAGAUGCUAUAGUGUUUACUAUUGAGCCGGAAGUGUUGACUUCACUGUCAGAUGAUGAGAAUUUUCAAAAUGAUGAUUAUUACAUUAAAGAAGAUUUUGACCAGGAUAGCAUACGUUUCCCAACUGUUAGCACUACUGAGGACGUCGGUCCAUCCCUGCGUGAAAGUGAACAAAUAUCUACAAGUAUAAAACGGAAAUGGACUACUCAUGACUCCUUGCAAUUUAUUUUUCUGUUACGCUCCUAUCCUCUGCUUUGGCAGUUGGACAUAAACGACCCCUUAGUGACGGAGCAACAGGCCACACAGCAAGAAAAAGCCAUCGAAGAUAUUUCCCAUACGAUGCAAUUGCCAAAGCAACGCUUGCGCAGACGCUUAGAAACUUUUCUGGACACAUACCGUCGUGAGACGGAAGCUAUUAAACAGGAUAACCAACAUAAACCGCGUUUUGCUUGGUGGCCCAUGGUACAGGAGUACUUGGAGACGCCCCAGUUGGCGAAAAUUAAUAUCAACGAAAACACGGAAGAGUAUAACAAGCGGAAACUUAAUGAAAUUACGUCAUUAGUGCCUUUGACACUUGAUGGUAAUACUGAUGAACCAAACGACGCCUUAUAUUUAAGUGCGCCAUCAUCCCCCACCGUGUCACAAAUUUUUUCACCAGCUUCGCCAGCAAACAACGAAGAUAGCAUUAGUAACAACGAUACUUACACCGCGGAGCAACAAAAUUUUAGCAAUCCACCCUUGAAACUCAUUUGGAAUGGUCUCGAGGACGACCUCCUCGAGGGUAAAUGGUCGCUUAAACAUUCAGUGAAGUUUUUGCGUCUCUAUGGUGCACAUCGCUGCCUGUGGGAUCUUAAUGACCCUGACUACCGCUCGCGUGAAAUGCGCGGGGCCGCAAUCGAGGAUAUUGCCGCGGCUAUGGGUUAUGAUCUGGACGCUGAUUAUGUUGCAAAGAAAAUAAAAAUCUUCCGCAUUACAUACAUGCAGCAUCGGAAGCGCAUGCUUGAGGCCAUUAAGCAGAAUAGAGCGCCGGACGUGCAGUUGCGUUGGUUCCCUUUGGCCGAUAGUUUUUUGCGUCCACACAUCGGCUUGCGCUCGAUCAAAGAGCAGGAGCGCGAAAUGCCACAAUUCGAUUUUCAAUAUGUUUACGCGAAUUUAAAUUUAAUUGAUCCCAGUCUGCUGGCGGAUCUCAAGUGAGGCUUGAGCUGAGGAAUAACUGUAAUAAAAACUAUUGUCUUCUAAGUAAAA